This is a messenger RNA of Anneissia japonica, 1971 nucleotides long. RefSeq lists its product as uncharacterized. Bases 1106 to 1762 code for a protein of 218 amino acids. NCBI's taxonomy places the organism in Eukaryota, Metazoa, Echinodermata, Crinoidea, Comatulida, Comatulidae. The record is from RefSeq and is a predicted model, not a curated record. The transcript has 5 exons.
GAUGUAACGUAGUAGCCUACUUUUAAAAAGGUAGACCUAUAAGAAUAAUAUAAAUAUAAAUAAAUAUUUAAAAAGUUACUUAGGAUUAUAGGCCAUGACCUAUUCAUUUUUAAUAAUAAUGACCUAUUCAUUAUAUAAUGUAAUUAGGUAGCUGUUUACACUUUAUAUGGGUUACCUGCUAUUUCCUUGUUUGCAGUCGUUAGUCACUGAAAUUUUUCCUUUAUGACAUCACCCUGAUUGACAGACAAACAACCGGACACAUUCUCAAGGGAUCAGCACCGUAUCAUGUUUUCUUUUAUCGACAAUUUAGAUGCAAAACGAAGUAUUCCCUGAUUAAUUGAAAAGCGUUUUAUUUGCAUGUUUACUAUACCCUCCGUAAAGUUUACGUUAACGUGACAAGAAAAUAGUUAGCAAACAUGCAUCGUGCAGGGAUUCGCUCGGCCCGCAUUUAAAUAAGACAGGUUAUUGAACGAAACACGAAGAAUUUUGAACUUAAACUAUAAUAACACUAUUUGUAAUUCACUGAGCAAUAUUUCACUUGCAUAUGCAGACUGUUUCUACAUGAUGUCACAGAAGCUGUUGCUAUGACACGUGACAUCUGCAGCGUAAAUCAGUAGUGAACUUGAAGCGAUGCUACAAGCCCUCAAUCAGUACACAGACAGCGACAAAGUACACAACCAACAUAAAGCGAUCGAAUCACGAAAGACCCUAGAUUCACGUAUGAUCACGUUUAUCGCAAACCCAGUUCAUAGGAAACAACUGUACUGAAAACCAAACGUCGGCUUUAACACAUCAAAGACAAGCCUUUCUUCCCUCAACAUACGUCGUCAACAAUCGUCAAAGGAUUUUAACCAAUUCUGUUUAAGAGCACACAACUAAUCGUAUCUUUCUUGGAGAAAUGUUUUAAUUUAUAAGCUGACUGGAACAACCAUUCAAUUUAAGAUCUGGUGCGAAUUGUACCGUAUUUUAUACUUCAAGCAUCGCCAGGAUUCUAAUAAAACUGAUUGCCAACAUAAUUUCACGUUUCGUAUGGAAAGUAUGAACACGUUCUUAUUAUACAAUAUCUUAAUAUGAUCCAAAGGCCUGUGUGAAUGAAUUUUAAUUGAUGGCGCGCGUACGACAUAUCGUCUGCCAACUGCUCCUGGUGACAGUGAUCAUGAUACAGAGAGGAUCGGGAUGGCAUGACGCAUUAGGCGAGACUACUUUUCACUGUUGGCCGUUAGACGCUGGAGAUGAGGACAAAAACAAUUACAUUAAUUGUGAGGAAAAAGGCUUAUCGUUUUCUUGGGUAGAAAAACCUCCCACAACAGUUACAGCUGAAAAAACGUUCGAAGUCAAGUAUUCUAUCACCGCUAAUGAUAAAUUCUUCGAGUGGGCUAUCAACCCAGAUUCGGAGUACGCUCGGGAUUACGGUAUCAUUCUUAAUUUCAGUUCUAUAGCCCUGGCAAAGGAAUUUUGUUAUAAUGUGUCCUGCCCAGCUGAGGACCAAAACACGGACAAUUGCUGUUUGCAUCAUGUUAAUGUCCACUCGUGUCCACAGGAUGAGAUAAAGGGUACUAUCUGUGGACCAUGGAUUCCUCCGAACGGUGAAAUAUUUACUCACACCCAAGAGGAGGUUGGUAACUUAGCAUCACCAGUAUGGACUACCGAUGUCGCAUUACUCACCCCGGGAUUGACUUCAAUCAUUGCACACAUACGGAUAGGCAACAUUCAGGCAGCUCUACACUACGCGCUGGAGGUAGAAGAGGCAGUCGGUAAAUAACCAUACUUGUUUUUAAAUGUUAUAUCACGAUCCUAUGUUAGCAACCAUCAAGUCAAUUCAAAACUGUUUUUCCCUGGUGAACUUUUGACGUUCCUUCACAUUCAUUUAUCCAUACAUAAACCAUGCAUUGUUUCCCUGUCUAACAUAUCGAACACCUCCACUGUUAUGUUUGGUCGUCGUCAUAUUUUGUUUUCUUUGAUUUACAGUUU